This is a messenger RNA of Giardia duodenalis, 1617 nucleotides long. RefSeq lists its product as uncharacterized. The record is from RefSeq and is a predicted model, not a curated record. Lineage: Eukaryota; Fornicata; Diplomonadida; Hexamitidae. Gene Ontology annotation, molecular function: protein binding. Gene Ontology annotation, biological process: mRNA 5'-splice site recognition. The transcript has a single exon. Bases 1 to 1617 code for a protein of 538 amino acids. Gene Ontology annotation, cellular component: U2-type prespliceosome; U1 snRNP; commitment complex.
AUGACUUCGCCAUCUUUUCAGGAGCGCUCAAACGAGCUUGAUGCUGCUUAUUCAGCGCUCACAGAAGCUUCCUUUGAUGAAUACAAGGCCAAAACAGUCCAGUUUCUGGAUAGCUACCCCUACUGUUAUGAGUAUUGGAAGAAGCUUGCAAGUGCAGCUCUCCAGUAUCGUAACAUGGAGGAGGCCUUGCUGAUAUACCAGCAAGCCAUAGAUACCAUUCCGUAUUGCUGGCAGCUUUGGGCUGGAUAUAUAGGCUUUGCCAAGCAAUGUGGUGCCACCCCUGCCUACUCGCACGCGUUUACUCCAGAGGUUAUUAUUCAGCUCUAUCGCUUAGCUCUUGAUGAGUACGUUGGAGAGAUAUACAUGUCCACAACCCUUUGGAAAGAUUAUCUCCAAUUUUCUGUCGACCAGGUACUGGCAAGCAACGAACUCGAUCAGGAGGCUGUUACUACUAUUCUGAACACUUAUAUGUACAUAUUCACCGGGGCUGCUAAGUCCGAUUCGUCUGCACUAGGCGUUAUAUUGAGAACCUCCGCCAUAACUCUCUUAAAUCUAUAUGAAAAACACCUCAAUCUUGUAAUAAAUAAGUUUCCCUCUGUCGGGGAUUUUGGCCAGCUGCUAUCCAAGGCCAAAGGUGCUUUUAGAGAAUGCUACGACACAGAUGCAGCUGUACAACGGUUGUCCCUGUAUGCGUGCAUUGAUAAGCGAUCGUUUUAUCACCACAGCCCAUUCAAGCCAGAGCUGCUGGGUCGCUUUCGAGCACUUUACAGAGUACUCGUAGACGACUUGGCUACACCAGACAGAAGCAGUUGGACAUCUGCAGAAGUCCAAUCCGUCCUCUGUAUAUGUUGUGACUACGUUGACUUCUGGGUACUUUAUAUUAGAGCUCUUGUCCACAGCCAAGCGUAUGAAGAGGCGCUUAAUGUCUGCAACACUGCAUUGUCCAGGUGCCACACUGGGUCCUCUGGCGCUAUCUUAUCGGCACUUCACAUUGAGAAACUUCAAAUCUUGGAAUUGCAGAAGGAUAUGCCGGCAUUAGAUGAUCUUGUCGUGUGCCUGUCAAAUGACUUUUCAGGAGACCCCCUCGUUGUCUUAGCCCUGGCAAAGCACUGUUAUAGGCAACAAAAUUAUGAUAAGUGCAUUGAUAUCAUCUGCCAGUAUGUUAAUAGUAAUGCUAAUUGUGGUGAAUCCGUCACUGUAUUGCGAUCAAUUUGCCGGCUCUUAAGCGCCUCGUUCUUUGCUAAUCUCGAUAAAAAGGACCCAGAUAAAGUGAUGGAGCAGACAUUAUCUAAGUUAGACAGUAUCUAUGCAAAUAUAUUGAAGACGUCUUCUCUCCCCAGGGAUGGAGUCAAGAUGUUGGCUGUGGAGCGGAUGAUCUCGGCACAGACAGCACGUGAAGUAGGAUAUCCAUGUUAUUUCACCCGCGUAAGGGAUAUUAUUUACCGCGAUUACUCAGAAGAUCCCGAUAUCCUCGAAGCAGCUCUUUAUACUCAUAUGCAGUGGCUGCAACUCCACGGCCAACUAACCGAAAUUAUUGAAGCAGAGGCACUUUUGCUUAGAGCUGUUCCUAGCCAUCUAUAUUCUUAUGUAGAUGUCGUAGCCAAGAGCGCAUCUUGA